AUGCCGAAGACAGUGGCAGAGAAGUUGAUUUCCCUACAACGACGGUUCUUGUUGAGUACAGAGGAGGAGAGGCAAAGGUUACCGUUCAUGAAAUGGGAAGUAGUAAUGGCUCCUAAGAAGGCAGGUGGGUUGGGAGUUGGUGAUGCAGUUAUUCGAAAUACAGCAUUGCUGUUUAAGUGGUGGUGGAGGUUCUCAAAACAAGACUGUCCCUUAUGGAAGAAAAUUAUUUGCUCUUGUACCAACAUGGAUCCUGCUGUGAUGCUGCGAGACCAGCCUGUCCCCACAAGAGGGGGUCCUUGGAAGGAUAUCUGUCAGUUACAAAUCCGCGAGCCGUGGUUGAGAGAAAAGAUGAUCAGCAGGUUGUCUAUGGACCUCGGGAAUGGCAGAACAAUCCAGUUCUGGGAGGAUAGCUGGCUACCUAACGGGGUAUUGAAAGAUAUGUUUCCUAGGCUCUUCUCAGUUUCAAACCUUAACGGAUCAGUUAUAGAGGAUUGUGGGUUUUGGGAUGGGUUAGACUAG
This is a messenger RNA of Arachis stenosperma, 519 nucleotides long. RefSeq lists its product as uncharacterized. The transcript has a single exon. Bases 1 to 519 code for a protein of 172 amino acids. NCBI's taxonomy places the organism in Eukaryota, Viridiplantae, Streptophyta, Magnoliopsida, Fabales, Fabaceae. The record is from RefSeq and is a predicted model, not a curated record.